Carica papaya (papaya) is the source of this 785-nucleotide messenger RNA. The record is from RefSeq and is a predicted model, not a curated record. NCBI's taxonomy places the organism in Eukaryota, Viridiplantae, Streptophyta, Magnoliopsida, Brassicales, Caricaceae.
AUCACACUCAAAAACCCAUAAAAUAUCAAAAUCUCAACGAAAAUACUCAUAGCAAAGAAGAAGAGAUUAUGGAUCAUCAACAACAAAAUUGCGGAAGAUCAAGAAGAAAGGUUUCACUGGUUGAAAGAGACGAGUUCUUCAACAAAAUUCUUUCAAGAAACCCUUCUCUGGGUUACUCUUCCCGGGUAGAAUACUACCGGAGCUCCGAAGGGGUACCCUUCAACUGGGAAAAGCAGCCGGGAACUCCUAAACACCAACCAAUACACGACACUCUUCCUCCUCUCAGCCCUCCGCCGGCUCAGCUAAGCUUGGCUUUACCUAAACCAUGCAUUAACUUUGACGAUCCCAAGCCGCCAUUGAUGACGAAACUCAAGUUCUGGAAGCAAAAAAAGAAGACCCACGAAGGCAUUAAGUGGGUUAAAGCAGCAGAUGCAAAGUCCAACGUGAUGAUGGUCAACGGCGAAGACGAUGAUCAUAAGUUGAUGAAUUUUUAUGAGAUUUGUAGCUCUGAUGGUGAUCAUGAUCAUCGGUUUUCUGGUAAUAAUUGUUCGAGCUCUAAUUCGUCUUCGUCUGAGUCGUUUUCUUUCUCUGUUAACGAGAAUUCUUUGAAAUCAUCGUCAAUGGUAGGAAGUACUCAUGAUGACGAUGAUGAUGAUGAUCAUGGUCAUGAUGACAGGCAUGAUAAUGAUGUAGAUGAUCAUCAUACAUGGCAUAAUCUUCAUGGUUGUGGUCCUUGGACUUCUGUUCUUGUUCGGGCUGUUAGGCGAGAAAGAUAAUUAAGCAAC